CCCUCAAAAGCUUGGAAAACCUGAAAACGAAAGAACAGCCCAGCCUCGCGAGGCAAUCGGGUCAUCUUCCUCCUCGAAUCGGUUUCGUGCAUCUCUUCUGCUCGCUCUGCUCUGCCUCCGGGAACGAGAGACAAUGGAAGGAGAAGCAGAUCGAUCCGACGCCUCCGCAGACGCCUCCGCGCUGCGCAAGAAGCAUCUGGCGAUGCUCGAGCGCCUCUCCAACCGCCACCAAUCCCGCCCCGACAAGCCCGACCCGCCGCCCGCCUCCUCCUCCUCCUCCUCCUUCGAAUCCACAUCCUCCUUCCUCUCCCUCUUCGGCGAGUCCAGGCGGUCCAUCGAGUCCCGCCUCGCCCAGUGCCGCCUCGCCGACCCGUCCCUGCUCAAGCUCCAUUUCGACGAGAUCUCCGCCUCCAUCGCCGACCUCGAGAAGCUCGUCGCGGAGAGCUCCUACUACUUGCCCUCCUACGAAGUCCGGUCCUCUCUCAAGACCAUCUCCGAUCUGAAGCAGGCCCUCGACACUCUGAGCUCCGAGCUGAUCCCCAAGAAGAAGUUCUCUUUCAAGAACAAGCCCGCGAGAAAGGAACCGACGGCGCCCUCGCUGAAGGGAGCUGACGCGGAGAAUUGCGAUUCGAUGCCGGCCGCGAAAGGCGGGAGCUUGGCAGUCGCCGUGCCCGAUUCGCCGGGUUUUAGAAACAGGGCAAACGAGGUUUUGGCAAAGGACGUGAGGGGAUUGGAGGUCGGGGAGUUCACGCUGUCGGAUCUGGAGUCGUGCGAAGUGAGGCUGAUUGGGUGCGCGAGGGCGCUGUUCGUGCACAGGCUGAGGAAUUGCAGGGUCUACGCAGGGCCUGUGACCGGAUCAGUCCUGAUCGAGGAGGCGGAGAACUGCGUGUUCCUGCUGGCGUCGCACCAGAUAAGGAUCCACAACGCCAAGGCGAGCGAUUUCUACUUGAGGGUGAGGAGCAGGCCCAUCAUCGAGGAUUGCUCGGGGGUGAGGUUCGCGCCGUAUCGCCUCAAUUAUCGGGGAAUCGAGCGGGAUCUUGAGGACGCCGGACUCGGUGAAGAAGCCGGGAACUGGUCCAAGGUCGACGAUUUCAAGUGGUUGAGGGCCGCACAAUCUCCAAAUUGGUCCGUUUUGCCGGAGGACGAGCGCAUUGAAACUGUCGACAUCUCCGAUUUGUCUGCUUGAGAGAGGUCGCGACGGUGAGAGAUCGUGCCAAGAUUUCGGUGGGAGUUUUGUCUGUCUGUCUGUUCUGUUACCGGCUUAUGCCGAUUCGACUGAUCUUCAUCCUCUUCAUUUUUGCGGCUAUGUUGUUGAUGCCUGUGCUUGAUACCCUCUCGGGAGAGAAAUGCAUUUGUGUACCACCGACAAAAGCACCGACCAUCAUCUGCAUCACUCGGUUCCUGAAUCGGUCUUGCACUUAUGUUCGAAUCAUUCUCCAAUGCCAUGCAUUGCUUUCCAAGAGACA
Messenger RNA from Eucalyptus grandis, 1466 nucleotides. RefSeq names its product tubulin-folding cofactor C. Bases 134 to 1186 code for a protein of 350 amino acids. NCBI's taxonomy places the organism in Eukaryota, Viridiplantae, Streptophyta, Magnoliopsida, Myrtales, Myrtaceae. The record is from RefSeq and is a predicted model, not a curated record. Gene Ontology annotation, cellular component: cytoplasm. Gene Ontology annotation, molecular function: tubulin binding. The transcript has a single exon. Gene Ontology annotation, biological process: tubulin complex assembly; post-chaperonin tubulin folding pathway.